This is a messenger RNA of Ochlerotatus camptorhynchus, 1559 nucleotides long. Its product is annotated as small glutamine-rich tetratricopeptide repeat-containing protein beta-like. Lineage: Eukaryota; Metazoa; Arthropoda; Insecta; Diptera; Culicidae. Gene Ontology annotation, molecular function: protein binding; molecular adaptor activity. The coding region runs from base 236 to 1198 and encodes 320 amino acids. The transcript has 3 exons. Gene Ontology annotation, biological process: post-translational protein targeting to endoplasmic reticulum membrane. The record is from RefSeq and is a predicted model, not a curated record. Gene Ontology annotation, cellular component: membrane; TRC complex.
GAACAGAGACCGACGUUAACUAAAGGAAUGAAGAAGAAGAAGAAUCGAUGUCCGUCGGUGGUUGGCACUAGAUUGCGGAACAGAGACCGACGUUAAAUAAAGGAAAGAAGAAGAAGAAGUAAUACCCGAAGGUUUGUCCCGCAUUUAAAUCCAAAGAAAUUGUACCGUGAGCGGUCUUAGCCGUCCAAAAUAAGGACAACACAAAGAAAAAAAAAAUCCAAAGAACAACAAAGGGAUGAGUAAUAUCGAGGAAAAGUUUUUCGUGCGGUCGUUCAUACGUUUCCUGAACGGACAACUAGGGCAGCCGAACUUUAGUUCCAACUCCCGUGAAAGCUUAGGGGUGGCCAUACAGUGCUUGGAAAAUGUCAACGAAAUUGGACAGGAAGAAGGUGACAACAGCCACGAAAAUCCACUGAAUCACAUCGAUUUGUUCGAAGUCUACCAGAGUACGCUCAGGUAUGUCUCACCGAAACGGAAGCAGGAAGCGGAGAACCUGAAGAACGAAGGAAACCGGUUGAUAAAGGAGAAGAAGUACCAAGAAGCGAUGAACACGUACAGCAAAGCCAUCAGCGAAGAUGCAACUAAUCCGGUGUUCUAUUGUAACCGUGCAGCGGCCUACACCCUUCUGGGUGAUUACCAGAGUGCAGCGGACGAUUGUCACAUGUCACUGCGGUAUGAUCCGAAUUACAGCAAAGCGUACGGGCGUCUCGGGUUGGCCUACUCGAAGAUGAACAAACACGCGCAGGCUCUGGAAGCGUACCAGAAUGCUUUGCGGAUCCAACCGGAUAACCAAGACUACAAAAACAACGUGAGUGUCACGCACCAAAGACUGGAGCAACACCGCUCGGUUCCAAUUGGAGCAGGCGGUGACGAAGGAUUGACCAAUGCUGUCUUAAUCGACUGUACCGCUGCUUUCAACAACCCUACCCUCAUUAACAUGGCCACAAGGAUGAUGGACGAUCCGUCGGUUCAGAACAUGAUGGGUCAGCUUGGUGGCAUAAACAACAUGCAUGCCGCACUACAAACCGGCUGGCUGUUGGCAGAGCAAAUGAGGAGUCACAAUCCGGAUGUGUUUGCCAACGUGAUCUAUGAGAUGGAGCAGAGUGGAGUGGUCUUUCGCGGCAGGGCUCGUGUUGCCAAUCAAAAUGGCAAUAAUAAUAACCAGCAGCCACCACCUCCGCCACCGGCAGAAUCUUAAGUCACGGAGAGAUGAUAUAGGGGAAAUGGCUCUAAUAUUGGCCUAUGGAUCUAAGAUUUGGCCCAUCGCUAAAAAUCUGCUAUUUAUCAAUUUUAUCUAGAUGAACGCGUCAUUGGGACGGUACUAAUGGAUAUUUUUGGUUGCCAUUGAAAAUUUAUUCGAUUGCUGAAUUUAUGUAUGGGCCCAAAUUAGGAACAUUUAGGCCGACAUUUCAUUGAUUUCCCCUAGCAUGCGAUUUCAACCAUUUACCGAUGUCCACUAGUAAAGCGAACGAAAAUGAUCAUUCGUUGCAAUUAAGCGCUGCAACUUCUGAACGUUUUUUUUGUUUCUGUAAAAUCAAGACAUUACAGAAACAAGCUGA